Molecule: messenger RNA, 655 nt
Organism: Xyrauchen texanus (razorback sucker)
Lineage: Eukaryota; Metazoa; Chordata; Actinopteri; Cypriniformes; Catostomidae
Product: 39S ribosomal protein L55, mitochondrial-like
Exons: 3
Coding region: 135-539 (134 amino acids)
Biological process (GO): translation
Cellular component (GO): mitochondrial large ribosomal subunit
Molecular function (GO): structural constituent of ribosome
Source: RefSeq, a predicted model, not a curated record
GCACUUUAUUUCAACGCACCUCCAUGCUGUUUGUUGAUGGUGACCUUCUUCAUUCUGUAACAUAAUUCGUACUAUUAUUAUCACACACAUAUGUUGAUAGUUGUUUGAUUGUAGUUUCCAGCGUUGCAGAUGUUAUGAUCAUGGCUUUAAACGCAAUUGGCCAGCCUUGCAAGGACUUGUUUAGGUGUCUUCAGGCAGUUGUCACCCACAGGUGCUUGCAAGCAACAUCCAAAUUUCACUCUACAGUCUCUCAGUCAAACUCCAACAGGACUUGUGUGGUCUGCUUUGGGAGGCAGAAAUAUGAGAGGAUGUAUCCAGUUCUGCUCGUUAGACCAGACGGCUCUACCAUCAACAUCAGAUAUAAAGAGCCUAGAAGAAUAAUGAUGAUGCCUGUGGAUAUCACCACCCUCUCUGAAGAGGAGAGGAAAAUCAGGAUGCGGAAAAGAGAACCAAAGAGGGGAGCUGUCAAACAGAAAUUGGAGGAGUUUGAGGAUGAUUUCAAAGUGGAUGAUUACAGCAAAUUCUGGAAAAAGAAAUGAAUGGACUGAAAUCUUGUAGUUGAUUACUCUUUACAAAGUAUACAUUGUCUCACAUGUACAAUUUUUUUUAUGUCACCUUUUUAUUAAAAAGUCUUGUUUUAUGUUUAAAGUCUUUG